Hydatigera taeniaeformis is the source of this 375-nucleotide messenger RNA. The record is from the annotation of a GenBank genome assembly. Lineage: Eukaryota; Metazoa; Platyhelminthes; Cestoda; Cyclophyllidea; Taeniidae.
AUGAUCGACCAUUACCACUUUCGACAGGACGGUUUGCUCUGCAAACUUCGCAAAGUUGUCGCCGCUCCCGACUUCAUUCGAACAAAACAGGAUUCUGCUUCAAUCUCCAGCGAAUCCUUGGAAGGCUCUCCGAAUUCGUUGAAGAAAACGAAUUCGUCGAUCAACAAUUCACGGACGGCAAGUCACUCUCUCCCAUCUCUUGCAUCCUGUCCUGUCAACUCAACGGCAUCGGACAACUGUAGCGGGGGCUCACCUGUGCAUCGUAAAGCCAGUGAAGAUGUCAUGCACACGAGCAAUGAUCUCAUCUCCUUCAAUGAUUGGCCCAACGUCACCAGCCUUCUGGCCAAUCAGGUUAAUUGCCGCCGCGUUCUAUAA